AUGUUGCCACACCCCACCGUCCACCAGGAGCCUGUCACCGCCCUCACCAUCUCUGCCCUGUUCACCCUUGGCCUUGCGGGCACCGGUACGUGCAUCACCACCAUGACCUCACAGCACUCUGGUUUAGCUACACUUCGUGUCGCCGUGGAUACUGAUUUAGAGCACCUUGAAAAAUCCAUCUCUCACCUCGAGGAUUCGCUAACUCAGAGAAUUUAAACUGAGGAUAAACUCUAUGAAAGUUCUGAAUGUGAUAGAGUUUUUAUCCAGAAAAAAAACUUAUUGUACAGACAAAAAAAGCAAAAAGAAACAAAACCUUAGAAAUGCUGUCAAAAGUGUGCAAAAGCUGUCAGUCAUACCAAUCUCGAUGUUCACAAGAGAAGUCAAAUGGGCUAGAAGCCCUAUGAAUGCUGCAAAUGUAGAGAAACUUUUAUCCUAAAGUCAAAAAUAAAACAUCAGUAAACUCAUAAAAGGGAUAAAACACUUUUAUAUGAUAAAUGUGCUAAAACCUUCAAGAGUUCCUACUACCUUAUUACACAUGAAAAAACACAUUUAAAAAAAGCAUUUUAUAGAAGCAUCAUAUGUGAUUAUGCAUCACAUUGCAGUAAACAAAUAAAAGCCUUUGAUGAGAAGCCAAUCUCUACUAAAGACCAGAGAUAUUCCUCAAAAGAUAAACCUUUUGGAAACAAAUGUGGAAAAUGUUUCAAGGGAAAGGCUCACCCUUCUGUUUGUCAGAGAAUUCACACAAUAAAGAAACCAUAUGAGUGGAGUAUAUGUGGAAAGACUUUCAGUGAGAAAUUAUGCCUUUAUGUCAUCAUAAAACUUAUACUGGAGUGAAACUAUGAAUGCAGAAUAUGUGGAAAAGCCUGCCAUGAAAAUUCUCCAUUGAUAAAACAUCAGAACAUCCAUACAUGCCUCUACCAAUGCAGUGACUGUGUGAAAGAAUUCAUUAGGAAGUCAACUCUCAUCUAACAUCAAAGAAUUUAUACAGGAGAAAAAUCAUAUAAAUGUAGUAACUGUUGGAAAGCCUUUAGUAUGAAACUAGCUCUCAUUGUACACCUCAGAACUCAUAUAGAAGAACCCUAUGAAUGCCGGAAUGGUGUCAGAGCCCUCAUUGGGAAAUUAACUCUACACACUAAAGAAAUCCUAUAG
Molecule: messenger RNA, 1149 nt
Organism: Sorex fumeus (smoky shrew)
Lineage: Eukaryota; Metazoa; Chordata; Mammalia; Eulipotyphla; Soricidae
Gene: ZNF674
Product: zinc finger protein 674
Source: RefSeq, a predicted model, not a curated record